Messenger RNA from Metopolophium dirhodum (rose-grain aphid), 3028 nucleotides. RefSeq lists its product as uncharacterized. The coding region runs from base 798 to 1523 and encodes 241 amino acids. The record is from RefSeq and is a predicted model, not a curated record. Lineage: Eukaryota; Metazoa; Arthropoda; Insecta; Hemiptera; Aphididae. The transcript is spliced from 2 exons.
ACCUGCGUUUCUACGAAUAUAUUAAGUACCUUUCCGCGGUAGGACAACAACAACAAGGAGAUUAACUUUCAACUAUUCGAUUCCAAGAAUCGCGUACAUGUACGUACCUAGAGUUUUACGACGUAAUUAAAACUUCGACAUCAAAUAUCUGCAAAACAAACCUAUAAUAAUUUAAGUGCCAAUAAAGAAGAGUGCCAAUCGUACAUUCGGGUUGUUUUGCAAUAACAACGUCCAGCUCCGGUUCCCUUUCAGAUAUCCGCCUCCUGGGCUCUACCGUGUACAUUUUUUUAUACAUAUAGAUUUUAUAUAAAUAUAAGAUAGAGUCUAUAGCAAAUUAGGAUUUAGUACAGAGUCUGCACCACGCAGUCACUAACUUCUCGGGCAGAUGCUUUUCGCUCUGUCCUCAAAUUUAUCUAAUUUCUUUAUAAAUGUUUAAUUAUUAUUAUUUUGUCUUAACAAUAAAGUACUAUAAAUAACUUAUACAACUUGUCUCUCUCCAACCUUCUCUCCUACAUUAACCAUCAACGUCGACGAACUCAAAAUAUAAGCGAGCAGUGAGGGAUCACUACACGUCUUUUGGUGUCAGGUGUGGGGUCACCUGAAGGAAGAAUUUUGGUAUCCAACCCAGAAUCGAGUACAUCAGCGGACCUCGAGUUCAACUACGUUGCUGAAACCUAGGAAGGAAGGAACGACCGAGCCAAGCCACCAACUACACUCAACAUAGCCAAGCGGAGCAUCAACGACGAGCCAGCAGAGCCGCCAGCACGCAGAGCAGACAGGACCAGACAAAAAUCGCAAUGAAUUCUACAUUUAAAAUACCCGAGUACGCGACAGUAGAUUUCGAAUUUUGCAGCUACAACCGAGACCACUUAAUAUUAAUAUCGGGCGCCAUCAUGGGGCGAUACCAGCCAGGUAUCAUUACAAAAUUAGAGGGGCGCGCAUUACACUUACAGGAAAAUCGAGCCGUAACCGAUCAAGAGUGGAAACACCUAGUGAAACACUUGCAAUAUAUAUUUAAAGACAAACUUAACUUACUAUAUCCAGUACUUGCCCAACUUUAUGAUUCUGACCACACUGUUUCACCAAAUCUUACGCAACCACGAAUUAAGCAACAGCUAGACAAAUAUGACGCAAUAUUAACCUGGGAGGGUAGCACAGAUAAACAAAUCCUCCAGCUGCUUGACAUAACCAAACCCAUUUUUUCACUACGUGGGUGGGAUCUCCAUAUGGACGGAAAUUUUGUUUUACUAAUAACCGAUUAUGGGGACAAUCAACCCAUAGCUUCCAUUCCGAUAGGAAAAUACAGAAAAAACGGGCGAUCGCUUAAACUCAACGAGGCACAUACCCUUAUGUGUAGCGAUCUUUAUUUUCACGGGGGGCUUGAAGCUCAUGACCCCCGAGCCGAUGUCCAAUGGACAAGGUGCCUGUUUUUGCAAAUAUAUAAAAAACAUAGGGAUAUCAUUAACGAAGCGGUGUGGGCGAAACAAGAAAAGAAAAGGAAUAUUCUUCCCGCACCAAUAUGAUUUAUAGUAUACAAUUAGUAUUAAGAUUUUAUUAUCAAUUUAUUUAUGAGGGUUACGGGAUAUUUUUGUAUUAAUUACAAUAUUAUUUUAUUAUCAAUUUUUUUUUUAUAUUUUUAUCAUUUAUAGUAAUUCUUAUUAGAACACGUUAAAGACGUUAAAGUAUCAUUACCUGGGGGCACCGAUUUACCAACUGAUUUAGACAUACAAAAUAUUUACGAAUUGAUAAAGCUCUCAGACAUUACUAUAUACUAUGCAAAUGACAACUUAGUGUUUAUAAUUUCUUUACCUUUAAUUUAUCAAAAUGAUUUUAGUUUGUAUAAUUUAAUACCUGUGCCAGUGUGCACCGGAAACGAUUGUUUUUAUAUAAAACCUAGUAAUAAGUAUCUAGCUAUAAGUAAAACGAAAGAACACUAUGCUCUUUAUGACGAAUUGUAUUACACACAUGGUAAACACGCUAGAGACUUCCUUUUGUGUCCUGAGGGUAAUCCUUUACAUCCACGUGCUAGUAGACCAGCAUGCGAAGUACAAUUACUCCAAGAUCCUAUAAAAGUUCCAACAAACUGCGAAAUCAUGCACGUACAAAUGGGUACAUCCAUCUUUCACAAAAAACGAUUCAAAAACGAGUGGAUCUACGUCACUAACUACGAUUUAGUAUUCAUCACCUGCGACGAAGAUAAAGAAUCCACCAGCCAUACACUAAAAGGUGUAGGUAUCUUAAAACUAAACGAAACUUGUAAAGGGUACGCCGCUAGAGACGUACUCUUACCAGGAAAAGUCGAUUACAAAUCAGAAUAUAUGGAUUUCAACCCAAAAUCAGCUUUAGAACCCAUAAGGGAUAUGCCGUUCACCGACAACGACAACUUAAUGGAAAACUACCAUGUUAAAACAAAUAACAUGGAGGACCUACAUAAAGUGUCAGGUUCGAACAAGCAAUUAGAAAAACAACAAAAAGUCGACAAUAAAAUCAACGAGCUACAAGACACACAGGAACGUAACGAUUAUAUACUAUAUGUAAUAACAAGUAGUAUUUUUAUGGCAGUAAUCAUAUUAAUAAUAAAUAUGGUUAAAACAAAAACAGUAACAAACCACACGGAAGUAGCACAGUCACAGGAAGAAACAGAGGAACUUAAUGCAAACCCAGUGAUGUCAUUAAGAGGAGUCGACAUGGUCGAGUUUCCACUCGCGCCAAGAAACAGCCCUACCGGCUACCCAACACUGCGAACAUUCUUGAAUUAGUGGAAGUCGGGGACUUCCAUCUUCGAGGGGAGGAAUGUAGUAAACCUGCGUUUCUACGAAUAUAUUAAGUACCUUUCCGCGGUAGGACAACAACAACAAGGAGAUUAACUUUCAACUAUUCGAUUCCAAGAAUCGCGUACAUGUACGUACCUAGAGUUUUACGACGUAAUUAAAACUUCGACAUCAAAUAUCUGCAAAACAAACCUAUAAUAAUUUAAGUGCCAAUAAAGAAGAGUGCCAAUCGUACAUUCGGGUUGUUUUGCAAUAAC